UUAAGCUAAAAACGUGGAUUGACGUCAACACUCCCAAAGAAAUGGCAUUUAAUAAUCAUCUACCAUAAAUACUAUAUAAAGUGUUUGUUUUGUUGAUAAGAUCAAAUCACACAACAAUUCAAUCCUUAUCAACGACAAAAACAACAACAUCAUCAUUUUUGGUCUCAAGAAGAACAAAAUAUGUCGAAAGAAAAUUUUUUCAUUGGAUCAAUUGAUCAAGGAACAAGCAGCACUAGGUUCGUCAUCUAUGACAAAUCAGCUAAACAAAUUGGAUUUCAUCAGGUUGAAUUCACUCAGUUCUAUCCAGAAGCAGGGUGGGUGGAGCAUGAUCCAGUGGAGAUAUUGGAGAGUGUGAAGGUUUGUAUUGCUAAGGCAGUGGAUAAGGCAACAGCUGAUGGAUUUAAUGUGGAUAAAGGGUUGAAGGCUAUUGGUCUAACCAAUCAAAGAGAGACCACUCUUCUUUGGAGCAAAUCCACUGGUGUUCCUCUUCACAAUGCUAUUGUUUGGAUGGAUGCUCGUACUGCAUCUAUUUGCAGGAGACUGGAAAAGGAGUUAUCGGGCGGUAGAACCCACUUCGUAGAGAGUUGCGGUUUGCCUAUCAGCACAUAUUUCAGUGCUUUGAAACUUUUGUGGUUGAUGGAAAAUGUGGACCCUGUCAAGGAAGCUAUAAAGAAAGGCGACGCCUUGUUUGGAACCAUAGACACUUGGUUGAUAUGGAACUUAACCGGAGGUGUGAAAGGAGGAUUGCAUGUUACCGAUGUUUCCAAUGCAUCCCGAACAAUGCUGAUGAAUCUAAAAACCCUUGACUGGGACGCAUCUACGUUGAAAACACUUAAAAUCCCUCCUGAAAUUUUGCCUAAAAUCAUCAGUAAUUCAGAAGUUAUAGGCAAUGUCGCCUCUGGAUGGCCAGUUGCUGGUAUCCCUAUCUCCGGAUGUCUAGGGGAUCAACAUGCAGCCAUGCUAGGACAAGCGUGCCGUAAAGGCGAAGCUAAAAGUACUUAUGGCACAGGUGCUUUCAUUCUGCUAAACACUGGUGAAGAAAUUGUUCAAUCUAAGCAUGGCCUUCUAUCAACUGUAGCCUUUAAGCUUGGCCCGAAAGCUCCAACCAAUUAUGCACUUGAAGGAUCAGUUGCAAUUGCUGGAGCUGCGGUGCAAUGGCUGAGAGACAGUCUCGGUCUCAUUUCUAGUGCUAAAGAUAUAGAGGCUCUUGCUUUAACGGUUGACUGCACCGGCGGAGUUUACUUUGUUCCCGCCUUUAAUGGAUUGUUUGCUCCAUGGUGGCGUGAUGAUGCUCGAGGGGUUUGUAUUGGAAUAACAAGAUAUACCAGCAAGGCUCACAUUGCUCGAGCCGUUCUUGAAAGCAUAUGUUUUCAAGUAAAGGAUGUAAUUGACUCGAUGCACAAAGAUUCUGGGAUUGAUGAAACCAAGAAAAGCGAUUUUUUGCUCAGGGUUGACGGAGGAGCAACUGCUAACAACCUUUUGAUGCAGAUUCAGGCAGAUUUGUUAGCAACUCCAGUAGUUAGACCAGCUGACAUAGAGACAACAGCACUUGGAGCAGCCUAUGCAGCCGGAUUAGCCAUCGGGGUUUGGAAAGAAGAUUAUGUUUUCGACUGUAGAGAAAAACUGAAGGACGCUGGCGUUUUCAGUCCGGUAAUGGCCGCGGAUGUGAGGAAAAAGAAAACAGACUCUUGGAGCAAAGCUGUUGGUAGAUCUUUUGACUUAGCAGAUCUUACUCUUUGAUGGUCUUACAAAAAAAUUUAUCCGUAUCUUUAUUUUUAAUUUUAAUAUCUUAUACUUAUUGGUACACUUUUAUUUUAGCCUUGGUCCUUUAAAUGAAUGCAAUAAUUAUUUGUCCAUUAUGCGAUAAAAUUGAGAUUUUAUUUGUAGUUUGUUCUUUCAUUUCCUUGUAUAUGAAGAAGAACAAAAGCAUUACAUUAAAGUUUUUUUUUUCUUCAUGUUUAUGUAUAGUGUAAACAGGAAUCUGUGAUGUUUUCUAACAUUAUUUAGUAAAUUUGAGAUGCUUACUUAAA
Molecule: messenger RNA, 2030 nt
Organism: Cicer arietinum (chickpea)
Lineage: Eukaryota; Viridiplantae; Streptophyta; Magnoliopsida; Fabales; Fabaceae
Product: glycerol kinase
Biological process (GO): glycerol-3-phosphate biosynthetic process; glycerol metabolic process; triglyceride metabolic process
Cellular component (GO): mitochondrion
Molecular function (GO): glycerol kinase activity
Source: RefSeq, a predicted model, not a curated record